GAGUUACAAAAAUAAAAAAACAGCAUUCAAAACUUCGAAAUCGCAACAACAACUCUGUCAGAGAAAACUCACCACUCAACCCAAAAUCUCCCAAAUCUCUCUCUCUCAACAAACUGAAAAUUGAAAAAUAAAAUAAAAAACAAACCAAAAACCCAUUUCUCUGACUUUGAAAAGUCUCACACUCUCUCAGAGUGUGUGUGUGUGAUUUCUAAAAAACCCAUUUUUGCUUCCUUGCUGAUCAAAACUCCCCAAACCCUAAUUAGGGUUACCGUUGGACCCGCCACCCCCACCCCGACCCAAAUGCAAUAUGCAACACCUCGUCCUCCUCUUCCAUCUCCAACAAUGAAACGAGACAACCACAACCACAACAACCACCACCAUCAAAAACCAAUUCACCAUUCAACGAUUCCCUGCGGCGCUUGCGGCUCCCCAGACCGGUGGCCCCUCCACACAGUUCGACACAGAGGUAGCUACCGCCGCCUCUGCACCGAUUGCGUCCUAAAAAACCACCAGUCCCUCUUUUGCCCACUUUGCUUCCAAGUGUUCGACGAAAUGCCUCCGCCUUUACCCGCCGAUCGUCUCGUUUGCCUCAAUUGCCCUUCGAUCGCUCACCGUUCUUGUGUCCCACCUGACUCUUCCGCUCCCUCUUUUCUCUGUCCUCCCUGCUCUAACCCUAAUUUCUCUUACUUCUUCUCCGAUUCCGAUCCCGACGCCAAGACCAAGCGAAUCAAGACCGAGGACGGAGGCAACUCCUCUCUCCGCGGUCACACUGAGAAAGCGAUUGAUAAGGAAUCCGCCAAGGCUUUAUUAGCAGCGGCAAAGAUUGCUGCCGCGUCUAUGAACAAGGCAGCCGCCACAGCUCAGGCCGAAGCCGAAAAGCGCGUUAAGGACGCUUCCUUGGCCAAGAAGAAAGCCAAGGAAGCGUUGGAGCGUCUCGCGUUUCUUAUGUUGAAAGACAAGGACAAGGAGAAGCAAGAUUCGAAGCAGCUGCCUCUCUCCGUCACGCCAAUUCAGGCUUUGAUUAGCAACAAAGGGAAUGGGAGUGGCGGCGGUGAUGGGGGCGGAGCAGCAGCAGCCAAGGCGACUAAUGGGUUGCAUUCGCUUUCGGCUGCAGCUGCUGCUUUCAGUCAACAAAGCAGUGGUGUUGGUGGUCAUGCUACCAAGACUCCGAAUUGAAUGAGCUAAAGUGAGGUUGAGAAAAUAUCUGUGAGUUUGUUUCUUGUAGAGAAUUGAUGCUUUUAGAAUAGGUUUUGUUGUGCACUCUCAAAGUCUCAACUUUUCACAAUUUGUGUAGAAUGUUGUUUCAGAACUGUGCUUCUUUGGCCAACCCCCCCAUUUGUACUUUUUUUUUUAAUGUUAACUCCCAUAUAUUUUUCUAAUA
Messenger RNA from Quercus robur (English oak), 1381 nucleotides. RefSeq lists its product as uncharacterized. The coding region runs from base 301 to 1176 and encodes 291 amino acids. The record is from RefSeq and is a predicted model, not a curated record. Lineage: Eukaryota; Viridiplantae; Streptophyta; Magnoliopsida; Fagales; Fagaceae. The transcript has a single exon.